Daucus carota subsp. sativus is the source of this 4926-nucleotide messenger RNA. Its product is annotated as protein NAP1. The transcript is spliced from 24 exons. Gene Ontology annotation, cellular component: SCAR complex. The record is from RefSeq and is a predicted model, not a curated record. Lineage: Eukaryota; Viridiplantae; Streptophyta; Magnoliopsida; Apiales; Apiaceae. Gene Ontology annotation, biological process: cell projection assembly; cell migration; cortical actin cytoskeleton organization. The coding region runs from base 322 to 4458 and encodes 1378 amino acids.
ACAAUGAUAAAAUCUUACUCUUAACGACUCCUCUUCCUCCACCACCACCAUCACCAUCAUUUUACAACUAAGCACCAACAUAACAAUUAAAUUACUCUAUACUCUACUAAUUAUACUCAUAUAAUUCUUCCAUCACCAGCUCCACCACUCUCCUACUCCCCUGCUCUCUAUAUAUACUUACAACAUAUAUACGUAUGUACUGGUGAAGUCAGAUCUGGAGUUCCAAGCUUUUAUUCCACCUACACUACCAUUUUUAACUACUACUCUCGCUUUCUCAACUUCACCAUAAGAUAUUGGAUGUUGUUUAAUAUUUAAAGACCAAUGUCUAGACAACAUUUUCCAGCACAAGAUGUGUCACCCAGAUCAAGAGAAUAUGAAGGUCCGUCGAGGUGGAAUGAGUAUUUAAGCCAAGAGGUCACUUUUCAAGUUGAACCAAGGACUUCUAGGAAUGUUCGCUCUGAAGGACCAGCACAGAGUUCAGUUGGGUCUCAUAAGGGAUUAAAUAUGCUGUGGGUUUAUCAACUUACACAGGUUGCUGAAGGGUUGAUGGCCAAAAUAUAUCGAUUAAACCAAAUUUUGGACUACCCGGAUACAGCAGGUCACAUGUUCUCAGAAGCAUUUUGGAAAUCUGGGGUCUUCCCAAAUCUUCCUAAAAUUUGCACCAUUCUCUCCAAGAAGUUUCCAGAGCAUCACAGCAAAUUACAACUUGAACGAGUCGAUAAGGUUGCAAUCGAUGCUUUAAAUGACCAUGCAGAAGUUUACUUACAAAGCUUGGAGCCCUGGGUUCAGUUGCUUCUGGAUCUAAUGGCAUUUCGGGAGCAAGCUCUACGACUCAUACUGGAUCUAAGCAGCACCGUAAUUACAUUGUUGCCCCACCAGAACUCCCUCAUACUACACGCAUUUAUGGACCUUUUUUGUUCCUUUGUAAGGGUUAAUCUCCUUGCUGAGAAGAUACCUAGAAAAAUGAUGCUACAGGUGUACAACCUUUUGCAUGCCAUGUUAAGAAGUGAUCGAGAUUGUGAUUUCUAUCAUCGCUUGGUCCAAUUUAUAGACGCCUAUGAUCCACCAUUAAAAGGGUUACAUGAAGAUCUGAAUUUUGUCAGUCCUCGUAUUGGAGAGGUUUUGGAAGCUGUUGGGCCCAUUGUUUUUUUAUCAACUGACACAAGAAAGCUUAGAAAUGAGGGUUUUCUAAGUCCAUUUCAUCCUCGAUUUCCCGACAUCCUUACAAAUUCAGCGCAUCCAAUGAGGGCACAGGACUUGGCAAAUGUAACAUCGUAUCGGGAUUGGGUAUUAAUUGGUUAUCUUUGUUGUCCGGAUGAACUUCUGCGUGUGACCAGCAUUGAUAUCGCUUUGGUGGUUCUGAAAGAAAAUUUAGUCCUCACUCUAUAUAGAGAUGAGUAUAUACUGUUGCACGAGGAAUAUCAUAUGUAUGUUUUGCCACGGAUAUUGGAAUCCAAGAAGAUGGCCAAAUCUGGACGUACAAAACAAAAAGAAGCAGAUCUGGAGUAUAGUGUUGCAAAGCAGGUCGAGAAAAUGAUUAGUGAGGUCCAUGACCAAGCAUUAUCAUCCUGUGAUGCCAUCCACCGGGAAAGGAGAACAUUAUUAAAACAAGAAACUGGAAGAAUGGUUCUUUUCUUUACUGACCAGCCGAGUUUACUGGCUCCUAAUAUUCAGAUGGUCUUUUCUGCCCUGGCUUUAGCUCAAAGUGAGGUUAUAUGGUAUUUCCAACAUGUAGGCAUUGCAUCGUCAAAAUCUAGAGCAGCUAGAAUGGUGCCGGUGGGCAUUGACCCAAAUGAUCCAACUAUUGGGUUCUUGUUGGAUGGGAUGGACCGGCUUUGUUGUUUAGUCCGCAAGUAUAUUGCAGCAAUUCGAGGGUAUGCCUUGUCAUACCUCUCUUCUUGUGCCGGAAGAAUCCGGUUUUUGCUUGGUACCCCUGGAAUGGUGGCUCUUGACCUGGAUGCCACCUUAAAAGGACUUUUUCAGAAGAUUGUUCAGCAUCUUGAAAGCAUACCAAAACCACAAGGCGAAAAUAUUGCUGCCAUCACAUGUGAUCUAUCUGAGUUGCGUAAGGACUGGGUAGCUGUUUUAAUGAUUGUCACUUCUGCGCGAUCAUCCAUAAACAUUAGACAUUUGGAAAAAGCUACAGUAUCCACUGGGAAAGAAGGCUUAUUAUCAGAAGGAAAUGCUGCAUACAAUUGGUCCAGAUGUGUCGAUGAACUUGAAACUCAGCUAUCAAAACAUGGAAGUCUGAAGAAACUGUACUUCUAUCAUCAGCAUCUUACAGCAGUUUUCAGGAACACCAUGUUUGGACCAGAGGGGCGUCCUCAACACUGUUGUGCUUGGCUUGGUGUUGCUAGCAGUUUCCCGGAGUGUGCUUCUGCAAUUGUUCCAGAAGAGAUUGCUAAAAUUGGCCGUGAUUCUGUGCAAUAUGUUGAGUCCCUUAUUGAAUCCAUUAUGGGAGGAUUGGAGGGGUUAAUCAACAUCCUUGAUUCUGAAGGAGGAUUUGGCUCCCUUGAGAUGCAGCUUUACCCAGAGCAGGCAGCUAUUCUCAUGAAUUUGACAUCUCAAAUGUCUUCUAUGCCUUCAACAAAAUCUCCAAAAGGUGCAUCUGGUUUUCAUUUCCCAGGAUAUGAAAGCUAUCCUGAAAGUAAUAGCUCUAUCAAGAUGUUAGAAGCUGCGAUGCAGAGGUUGACAAAUCUUUGUUCUGUUUUAAAUGACAUGGAGCCUAUAUGUGUUCUAAAUCAUGUUUUUGUUCUAAGGGAGUACAUGAGAGAAUGCAUCCUUGGAAACUUUAGGAGAAGACUACUUGCAGUAUUAAAAACUGAUAAUGAUCUUCAACGCCCUUCAGUUCUGGAAUCACUGAUUCGUAGACAUGUUUCUAUAAUUCAUUUAGCAGAACAACACAUCAGUAUGGACCUCACCCAGGGUAUCAGGGAAGUUCUGUUGACGGAGGCAUUCUGUGGCCCGGUUUCUGCAUUGCACUUAUUUGAGAAGCCUGCUGAGCAACUUGGUGGAUCGGCUACUGAAGCUGUGUGCAGUUGGUAUAUGGAGAACAUUGUUAAGGAUGUCUCUGGUGCUGGGAUCUUGUUCUCUCCGCUCCACAGAUGCUUUAAGAGUGCUAGACCUGUUGGAGGAUAUUUUGCCGAGUCGGUUACUGAUCUCAGGGAAUUAGAAGCCUUUGUUCGCAUCUUUGGGGGAUAUGGUGUCGACAGGUUGGACAGAAUGAUGAAAGAACAUACAGCUGCACUUUUGAAUUGCAUUGACACUUCACUAAGAGCAAAUCAUGAGGUAUUGGAGGCUAUUGUUGGAAGCAUUCAUGCUGGUGUCCGCAUAGAAAGAGAGGCAAAUAUGAAGCAGAUCAUAGAUAUGGACACAGUGAUUGGAUUCUGUAUUCAAGCAGGUCAAGCUAUUGCAUUCGAUUUUCUUUUAGCAAAAGCUGCUGGAACUGCUCUGGAAGAUGGCGCACCUCUGAUACACUCAUUAUUAGCGGGUGUCAUGAAGCAAUUACCAGAUGACCUUCCUGAGAAGAAAGAAAAUAGGAGAGUUAGAAGAGUGGCAAACAGUAUUGAUGUUGUUGUUGAUCACGAUUCUGAGUGGGUGAGAGCGAUUUUGGAGGAUGUUGGUGGUGCAUAUGAUGGUUCUUGGAGUUUGUUGCCUUAUCUAUUUGCCAGUUUUAUGACUUCUAGCAUUUGGAAUACUACGGCCUUUAAUGUAGACACAGGUGGAUUUAACAACAACAUUCACUGCCUGGCAAGGUGCAUAUGUGCUGUAAUUGCAGGAAGUGAGUUCGUUAGGCUGGAAAGAGAAAAUCAUCAUAAACAUUCUUUUUCCAAUGGUCACAUGGAUGAAACAUUAGAUUCUGAAGUACAUAAUGGUUCGUCGGCUGAAGCAAGCAUCAAAUCCUUAAUGCAGCUAUUUGUUAAGGUAUCUGCUGGGAUCACCCUAGAUGGUUGGAAUGAAUCUGACAGGUCUCAUCUUGUACCAAAGCUAAUAUUCCUGGAUCAAUUUUGCGAAAUUUCUCCAUACCUACCGAGGAGCUCUCUUGAACCCCACGUCCCUUAUGCAAUUCUUCGUUCAAUAUAUAGCCAGUACUACACAAGUUCUCCUUCCACCCCACUGGCAUUAAUAGGUGCAUCACCGAGCCAUUCGCCUGCUGUAUCUCUAUCUCAUUCAUCUCCUGCAGUCAGGUAUCCACGUGGAGAUUCAACUCCUCUGUCAACUGCUAAUGAUUCGGGGCAUUUUAAGGGAUCAUCUAUCCAUAGCCAGGAUCAAGCAUAUUAUGAUGCCGACAGUGGGAGUGUCAAAAACCGAGCUGGGAGGCAGUCUGGCCCAUUAGAUUAUAGUUCAAGCCGCAAAGUAAAGUUCACAGAAGGUUCAACAUCAGGUAGCAGCAGCAGGGGUCCCAGUCCGUUGCCAAGGUUUGCUGUUUCGAGGUCUGGUCCUCUAGCAUACAAGUAGAGAUAUUGCAAAGUAAGUAGAUGAAUAUUAUAAAUAUCUGUGCUCACGUAAAACAUAUUUUUGAAUGCACUAAUUGCUAGCAUGGUGAUUUGUGCACAGCGUCACUAUUUAUACUAUCACUCUGUGAGUUUGUGAUGCUGCCUAACUGUUCCUGUGAUUUAUACAGAAGACGAUAGCAGAAAAAUAUUCACUGCCAAAUCAUAUAUGAUAUAUAAAUGUAUGCUCGUAGAAAGAAAGUAAAAGAUACCCACAACUAUAACCCGGGAAUGCUGCUAAGAGACGUUGAUUGUGAAAGCAGCAGCAUUUUAUCAUGAGUUUGUAAAAAAAAUUGAAAUGAAUAUAAUGUGUAUAAAUAUUUGUAAGGAAAUCCUCUGUAGACAACAUUAUUUGUUUAACGGUUCUUAGUGAUGUGUGUCUAAGGGCAGAGAAUAAGUACUGACUCUCAUAAAAAUGAUUUAUUUUUAUUGC